AUGAAGCUAGUUGCCCAGACUCUCGUGAUCGCGGCAGUCGCAUCAGCGGCCGAGAACCCCAUCGUGGCCCUCCACAACGGCCCGGUCCGGGGCACGACCUCGGACUAUGUCGCCGGCGUCAACGUGUUCAAGGGUAUCCGUUUCGCGGACCCGGCAACGGGCGAGUACCGCUGGGCGCAUCCGCCGCACCCAACCUCGUGGAACGAGACGUACGAUGCCUUUGAGUUUGGCAAUGAGUGCGCCCAGAUGGGCCGGGACGGAACUGUGACCGGCUCCGAAGAUUGCCUCUUUCUCAAUAUCUGGACACCAGAGGAUUUCACCAACACGUCAAGUUACCCCGUCUACCUCUGGAGCUACGGAGGGCGUUUCUCGGGUGGUUCGGGUUCGGACCCUGCCUAUGACGGAUCUGCACUCGCCGCCAAGGGCGCCGUGGUGGUAACGUACAACUACAGAUUAGGCGUGCUAGGUGGUCUUGCGCAUCCCGAGCUCACUGCCGAGGCUGAAGGCAACUCGACAGGAAAUUGGUUCCUACAGGACCAGAUUGCCUGCUUGCACUGGACAAAUGAGAAUAUUCAGCUAUUUGGAGGAAAUCCAGGGCAGAUUACGCUGGGAGGACAGUCUGCCGGCUCUGGCAUUUCUCUCGCCAUGGUCUACUCUCCUCUAGCUAGUGGCCUCUUCCAAGGCGCCAUUGCCGAAAGCGGCGCCAGGGCGCCUCACGAUCCUCUGACUGGAUCUCUGGCUACAAGCCACCGCAACAAGACCGAGGCCGAGGCCCAAGGCGUCGCGUACCUCGAGUCGCUAAACGUGACUUCCAUUGAGGAAGCCCGUCAACUUCCCCUCGAGACCCUGUUGGCCGCUAGCCCCCAGUCGGACACCAUCUUUGUCGGGACCCCCUUUGAGAAUAACUCGGCGUACAUGGAGCCUCCAGUGUUCCGUCCCGUAAUCGACGGCUUCGUGCUCGUGGACACGUACGCAGGAACGCUGGCGAGCCAUUCCCAAAACGACGUGCCCAUUCUCACCGGCAACAACCGCGACGAGAGCGGCGCCUCUCCCGACCCGCGCACGCUGGCCUUGAGCGAUUACAAUGCCAGCAACAAUGCCAUUUUUGCACCUAUUGGUCUGUCGGACAGCUACUUCCAGCUCUUCCCGGCAGCAACGGAUGCCGAAGCCGGCGCUCAGACCAACAACUUUUAUCGCAAUCAGAGUUUGGUCUCGGGGUGGACCUGGGCGUCGGCCUGGGCGGCGGGCGGCGGCAACAGCAGUGUUUAUACCUACUUUUGGACGCACGCCCCGCCGGGACAGAGCUCGGGUGCCUUUCAUGGAAGCGAGAUCAACUAUGCAUUUGGCAACAUCCCUUAUGCUCCCACACUUCAAGGACAAAGCCUGAACUGGACCGCGCAAGAUUAUGCAAUCCAGGAACAGAUUUCUCAGUAUUGGUACAACUUUAUCGCUACUGGUAAUCCCAAUGGUGGAAACCUGACGGCCUGGGAGCCUAGUACCUCCGAGUCCAAGUCCACAAUGGUUCUAGGAGACAGUUAUGGCACUAUUCCUAUUGCCUCUGAUGAUGUCAUAGAGUUUAUUACGGAUUUCUUUGACCAGGAGAUUGCAUGGUAG
This is a messenger RNA of Pestalotiopsis fici W106-1, 1614 nucleotides long. RefSeq lists its product as uncharacterized. The record is from RefSeq and is a predicted model, not a curated record. NCBI's taxonomy places the organism in Eukaryota, Fungi, Ascomycota, Sordariomycetes, Amphisphaeriales, Sporocadaceae. Gene Ontology annotation, molecular function: cholinesterase activity. The coding region runs from base 1 to 1614 and encodes 537 amino acids. The transcript has a single exon.